Messenger RNA from Neoarthrinium moseri, 1671 nucleotides. RefSeq lists its product as uncharacterized. Bases 1 to 1671 code for a protein of 556 amino acids. The transcript has 2 exons. NCBI's taxonomy places the organism in Eukaryota, Fungi, Ascomycota, Sordariomycetes, Amphisphaeriales, Apiosporaceae. The record is from RefSeq and is a predicted model, not a curated record.
AUGGCUGAAGAACCAACUCUCCCAACUCUCCCGCGCUUCCCUGCCGUGUCGUGGAACUCGGGGACGCAGUCUUUCAACAACACGCGUAAACGCGUGCGUGGGGACGGGUAUGAUGUCGCGGCACCUGCGCCCUUCUUCUCAAACUCGAGCGACCCAGCUGUGUUCUCCAGUGACGAUGAUCCCAGCUUGGAGAAUUACACCCAAGGACGUCACCGCAAGAAGCGAUAUGUAGGUUCAUGGUAUCAGCAGCAACAGCUCGCGUCCUCGGACUCCGCCCUGGGCGAUGAGGUGCGCUUGCCCAAGCCCACGGGCAAGCGGACAUUUCAACGCACAGCCGACAGUGGUGUUUGGAUGGGCAGUGAUGCCUCGACGGAUCUCGAGGACGCGGCCGGCCUAGAGUUGCCCCAGCCCGCCCCGUGCAGAUUGCCGCAGCUUAAUGUUUCCCGCCAGCCUGCGGCCAUAUCUGAGAACGAAGAGUUCGCACGGGAUCUUGUCUACAAAGCGUUGGAGAACGGGGAAGAGGACGUGAAUCUUACCUCUAUUGGCCUUGAGGAUCUGUCUAAUGCCACCAUCACACCCCUAUCAGAAUUUGCAUGCAUACCAACUGUCACGGAGGGAGUGCCCUUUGUGCAGAGGGAUCCCUCUCUGAAAAUCUAUCUUGCGCAGAACCCACUGCGUCGCGCGCCUGGUGCUCUUUUCAACUUGGAGUUUCUCACAGUGCUCAGCCUCCGCAACACCAAGAUCACGGAGCUCUCGCCCUCACUAGGCAACUUGCGUAAUCUCAAGUCUCUCAACGUGUCUCUGUGCCGCCUUCGAUGUCUGCCCGGAGAGCUUCUGGAAUUGAUGACGUAUCCCUCAAAGCUCGAGGAUUUACUUCUCGAUCCCAAUCCGUUUUAUCAGCCCGACACUGAUGACAAUCCCAUCCCGGACCUGGACCCCGAGCUAUUCGAAGAUUCAAAGGACAUCAUCCUUCUUCAUGAACAGACGUUGAACAACACAGCGGUACUGCGAACGUGGCUUGAUAAACGAGAUGGUCUAGGAGAUGGCGUACAGGACUCGCUCAGUGAUCUCACUUCGACGUGGCGUGCGAGGAUUGUAGCUCGAUCACCAGUGCAAUUCAUGAACAGUCGCGGUGCUAUCAUCUCCAAGUUUCACUUGCCGAGCGCACAGAGUGACCUCAAGGUGCUGGAAACUGAGGAUCUUACUCUACCGCCUUCGCUUCCUACGUCUAUGGCCCACUCUUCGACAGGGGAAGCCAGCAGAGUUCCAUCUCUGCUCGAACUGGCAUUAAAGUCUUGUUCUCAAACGAGCCAGCUCCCUUUGUUGCCGGCAUAUCUUCCAGAUGAUGCCCCACCACAUUUAUCAGAACUCCUUCGCCGUAUUGUGGUUCAGCAACAAACUAAUGCCAACCUUGGGGAUCUGCCGUGUUCCAACUGCAGAAGACGAACAAUUAUGCCAGUGGGCCAAUGGGUCGAGUGGUGGUAUACUGCAAGGGUCUCUUUGGCCACGGGCCAGGUGGGACCCAUGGUCGAGGACAGUGCCAGAAAGGCAGUGCCUUACAUGAAGAGAGCGUGCUCUCUUGGGUGCUUGCCACAGCCCAGGAAGGUGGGAGCUCACUUUCCGGGGACGGUGAGGACGUGCGUUACUAGCAUCCAGGCGGACACCGAAUAG